AUGGAGAUGCAGUCCUAUCAUGCCAAGCUCUUGGGGGAGUUGAAUGAACAGCGAAAGAGGGACUUUUUCUGUGACUGCAGCAUCAUCGUGGAAGGGCGGAUCUUCAAGGCCCACAGGAACAUUUUGUUUGCCAACAGCGGCUACUUCCGAGCCCUGCUCAUUCACUACAUCCAGGACAGCGGGCGGCACAGCACCGCCUCCCUGGACAUAGUCACCUCCGAUGCCUUCUCCACCAUCUUAGACUUCCUGUACUCUGGGAAGCUGGAUUUGUGCGGGGACAACGUGAUUGAAGUCAUGUCGGCGGCCAGCUACCUGCAGAUGAACGACGUGGUGAACUUCUGCAAGGCCUACAUCAGGUCGUCCCUUGAUAUCUGCCGGAAGAUGGAGAAGGAGGCUGCCGUGGCUGCAGCGGUGGCGGCGGCGGCCGCGGCAGCGGUGGCGGCUCAUCAGGUGGACGGCGGGAGCCCCAGUUCAGGCAGGGAAGGGACCGCCUGUGACACCAAGAGCGUGGUCCCCUCUCCGGCCGAGGGAGAGGAGAGGGUGGACUGUCCAAGAGAGCCCCCUCGCAGUGACUGCAGAGGCUGCCACCCCCUGGAACUGGCGGCGAAGGACGGCCAGGGCAGUGGCCCAGCUGACAGUGACCUCUCUAUUCUGCCCAAACAGAUAGAGCCCAAGGUGGAGUUUGAUGCCGACGAGGUGGAGGUGGAGUUGGGCGAACAGCUGCAGCCGUAUGCCACCCCACUCAGCCUGGCCCACAUGGACGAGGGUUUGCCCGGUGGCCAGGCCAUCGACUUGGCUUACAGUAACUACCACGUGAAGCAGUUCCUGGAGGCACUCCUGCGCAAUGGUGCCGUCCAGGGCAAAGGUGACGUGGACCAUCACUUCUCUGGAAGUUUGGAGGGAAGACCAGAGGGUGCGGGAGGAGCCAUGAGUGCCGUGAUGGAUGUCCAGACUGACUGGUAUGGAGAGGACUCAGGUGAUGUGCUGGUGGUCCCCAUCAAGCUCCACAAGUGUCCUUUCUGCCCUUACACUGCCAAACAGAAGGGCAUCCUUAAGCGGCACAUCCGCUCACACACAGGCGAGCGGCCCUACCCCUGCGAGACGUGCGGCAAGCGGUUCACUCGACAGGAGCACCUGCGGAGUCAUGCCCUAAGCGUCCAUAGAUCCAACCGUCCAAUCAUCUGCAAGGGCUGCAGAAGAACCUUCACGAGUCACCUGUCCCAGGGACUGCGGCGCUUCGGGCUGUGUGACAGCUGCACCUGUGUUACAGACACACACGAUGAUGAAGACGAUUUGAUGCCCAUCAAUCUUAGCCUGGUGGAGGCCUCGUCCGAAAGCCAAGAAAAGAGUGACACAGACAAUGACUGGCCAAUCUAUGUGGAGUCUGGUGAGGAAAAUGACCCUGCUGGAGAUGAUUCUGAUGGCAGACAGCAGAUUCGGCCCAACUUGUCAGAUCAAGAGACACUUACGUAG
Puma concolor (puma) is the source of this 1473-nucleotide messenger RNA. It is a transcript of the gene ZBTB8B, whose product is annotated as zinc finger and BTB domain containing 8B. Gene Ontology annotation, molecular function: protein binding; RNA polymerase II cis-regulatory region sequence-specific DNA binding; DNA-binding transcription factor activity, RNA polymerase II-specific. The record is from RefSeq and is a predicted model, not a curated record. NCBI's taxonomy places the organism in Eukaryota, Metazoa, Chordata, Mammalia, Carnivora, Felidae. Gene Ontology annotation, biological process: regulation of transcription by RNA polymerase II.